Selaginella moellendorffii is the source of this 427-nucleotide messenger RNA. Its product is annotated as 40S ribosomal protein S30. The transcript is spliced from 3 exons. Lineage: Eukaryota; Viridiplantae; Streptophyta; Lycopodiopsida; Selaginellales; Selaginellaceae. Gene Ontology annotation, cellular component: cytosolic small ribosomal subunit; ribosome. The record is from RefSeq and is a predicted model, not a curated record. Gene Ontology annotation, biological process: translation. Gene Ontology annotation, molecular function: structural constituent of ribosome. The coding region runs from base 45 to 233 and encodes 62 amino acids.
UAGGGCAAAUUUAGGGCAGGAAGAGUUUUGCGUGCGCGAAGAGGAUGAGUAAGGUGCACGGAUCUUUGGCCCGGGCGGGCAAGGUGCGCGGACAAACGCCCAAGGUCCAGAAGCAGGACAAGAAGAAGAAGCCCAAGGGCCGGGCGCACAAGCGGGAGCAGUACAACAGGCGCUUCGUCACGGCGGUUGUUGGAUUUGGCAAGAAGCGCGGCCCCAAUUCGUCCGAGAAGUAAAGAGGAUGAGAUUGAUGUUCUAGAAUUUUUGUUCUUUGUAUGAAACGCGAUGUGAGAGGUCACUCAAUUGCAAGACACUCUUUAGUGUGGAUCGUGGUUAUAGAAGGCCUUCAAAUUUCUCAAUAUCUUCCAGCGGAGAUCUAUGUUUUUGGGCUGGAGGAGAUCACAAAUGCAAUGGAUGCAAAUUGAUUUUA